AUUGUCUUAAAACAGGUUCUUGGGAACUCGGGAGACUGCGAAAACACAAAAGAGAUGGUUGCCUAAACUUCAAAAGACAUUCCUGUCCCCCCUUCCUCCUAAGACACACAGACACACAGGGACACACACACAAGGCUCCCGACGCUGAAAUGGACUCAGAACUCCUGAUUCAGCCCAAAAGCGUGUCUCCCCCUCCUGGAGCAGUGCUGGUGUUGCACUCGUUGCUUCUUGAGUUUCCAUUGGCGAUGGUCUUCACUGAACAGCUGCUAACCUACAGUGUAGGAGAAACCAUAGAGCGCUCUGAGGAUGAGCUGGACACGGUGCCCACUUCUGUGCUCAUUCAGGUCGUGGAGCUGCCAGUGCCAGAAGAGAAGUUUUUGACGCUGGAAGUUUUCCACAAGUUUACUCUAGACAGAGCCAAGCAGGACAUCCGCAGUGUUUGGCGGGCGAUCCUGGCCUGUGGAUAUGACCUGCACUUUGACAGGCAAAAGCCUAGAUCCAUUGAUUCCCGACAUGCUCAAAAAGCCAGCAGAAAAUGGAGCUUUGAGAUGGACUUUGCAUUGGUGCAGUUUGUGAACCGUCUCAGCCGUCACCUGGCCAUCACUCCUGCCCGUCUGCAUCCACAUGAGGUUUACCUGGUCGCCAGCAAAAAUGGCGCCGAUCCUGAGGUGUCCCAGUGGAGAGUUUGCGUCUGCUACCAGAACAGCAUCGGCACGCUUCUGUGUGAGGCCAAAGGGAGCUGCUGCGCUGUGAAAGUGCUCUGGCGCGUCUGUACUGCCGCAUGGCCCUCCUCAACAUCUUUGCCCCCAAGAGUCCUCACACAUUCACACACCUCUUCCACAUCCCUGCAGUGCGUGACAUCACACCUGAAUAUCUGCAGCUCCUGUCCAAUCAGCUGCUGACUCCGCCUCUGCCAGAGUGCACCUGAGCAGUUUACGCUGGAGAAGAUUCCCAUCACCGAGUCAAAAGUCAGCAUGGACGUCAACUUUUCCUGCUCGUCUCCUGCAAAGAGAGUCAACUCAGCUGCCGCAAAGAGUUGGGGUAGGUAGGCCAGAGAUGGUUGCUUAAACUUAAAAAGACAUUCCUGUCCCCCCUUCCUCCCGAGACACACAGGGACACACACACACAAGGCUCCCGACGCUGAAAUGGACUCAGAAAUCCUGAAUCAGCCCAAAAGUAAAUGUUAUGUGUUUGUAAACUUUGUAUUUCAUUUAGGACGUUUCUAUCAUGUAAAUCUCUCUCUCGUGCCCUUUUUAAGACACUGUACCAACUAAGAAUGUGUGAAUCAUGUUGAUGUAUUUAUUAAAACUGUCAUGUUUAAGUCAUGUAAUGUUUCUCCUGAAUUUAGCAUCAACAUCAAUAAAACAUUGAUCCAUCCUGCCUUGUAUCAGCAGUUGAGGCUGCUGGUGUUGGUGAAAUGGUGUGGGGGAUAUUUUCUUGGCACACUGUGGGCCCAUUAGUACAGCCCUGUAUACUAAAGUAUGUACAUGUUUGUGUAUUUGGUGAAAAUAUGCUUAACAUGUUUUUUUGCUGAAUACAUCUUCUCUGUACUCCAGAGUGCGCCUGAGCAGUUUACGCUGGAGGAGAUUCCCAUCACCGAGUCAAAGGUCAGCA
Molecule: messenger RNA, 1614 nt
Organism: Danio rerio (zebrafish)
Lineage: Eukaryota; Metazoa; Chordata; Actinopteri; Cypriniformes; Danionidae
Source: RefSeq, a predicted model, not a curated record